Molecule: messenger RNA, 3234 nt
Organism: Diuraphis noxia (Russian wheat aphid)
Lineage: Eukaryota; Metazoa; Arthropoda; Insecta; Hemiptera; Aphididae
Gene: raw
Product: NDT-like domain-containing protein raw
Cellular component (GO): plasma membrane
Source: RefSeq, a predicted model, not a curated record
GUUGUUCAGUUGUUGUUGUCGUCGUCGUCKUGCGGUAUGGUACAACGCGACGGACGAGUAUAAUCGUGAACAGAAUAUUAUUAUAUAUUAAUUAUCGUUGUCGUUCUAUAAAAUAUAAUAUUAUUWUAAUAUCGCUUGAAGACCAACAAGUGAGACGACUAUCAAUUUUAUAAUAAUAUUAGGUUUAUUGUAUCAUUUUCUGAAGCUCAGUGGUGACGGUGUUGUUGUUGUUUAUUAUUGUUGUUGUUGUUGUCGUAAUUAUAAUAAUAUUAUGAUCACCUCCGUCGUCGGAGGCGGCGCGUGGUAACUAGUGGAAAUAACGGCAUAUUGUGCAAUACUAUUCUCGGGGACAAAACGAUUUGAAAUCGACGUCUCUUCCAUAUAUUAUUAUCCGAUGUUAAUAUUAUAAGUGUGUAAUAUACGUUCAUUAAUGGCUGCACUACUCGAGGCUGAUUUCGGUAGAAAGGCAAACAAUAGAUUCGUGAUGUUUUUCUCAAUCGAGUUGUUUACAUAAUACUUUAUCGCGAUUGUAAUAUUAUUAUCGUCAUUAGACGCGGUUUUCCUCACACAUGCAUCRCCACCACCACUACCACCUGCUGCUUAAUCACGUUCUCCACCACCUCUGUCCAUUUAGCGCCAUACACCCGUCGUCCGUCACAACUGCGCACAUUUUUAAUCAAAAACAGAAUAGUGAACGGUGAACGGUAUUGUACAGUGCGCGUGUACGGAGUACGGAGUACGGACGCAAACGAUAACGGGGUUUGAACUAUCGUGUCGCACAGGAAGUCGGAACAACGCUGAACGCAAUUAGUGGACAAUAUCACGGACUAUUCAUAAUUAUCACGUACAGUCAAAUAAUAAUAAUAUCAAAACAAAAUAAUAAUAUCGUACCAAGUAAUUUACCUAUUUCAACGUAAUGGUAAUCACGUGGUAAACGCCUUUCUCCGUGCUGCCAUCGUGUUCGAAAUAGAAAAAAUCACUAAGGGAGGACCGCGCGUGCUUCGUUUACCGCAUUUAUUAUACCAUGGUAUCUUAUACCGACGACGUUUCAGCGUAACCGUUUCGACGRUGACAGCGGCGGAAGUGGCGGCUUUUACCGACGGUCCGAAUCCCGCCCGUUCGGCGGAGGCGGUGACGAUGGCCUCGUCGUAGUUGUUGCUGCUACGACUGCUGCGCCCGCUAUCACGUCACGAUGAUUCGCUGCAAGACGCGCCAGUGAACGCGACGCAAACGUUCUAUGGACAGCAACGACCACCAUCAACAACAACAACAACAACAACAGCGACGGAGGCGGUCGACGACGGCCGUGUUGCUACAGCAGCAUCAACAUCAGCAGCCUGGCGUCAGGUGGCGUGCGGUGCAGCCAGCCAGGAGGAGUUGUUCGGCUGUAACAGAAAGGGACAUGAUGAUGGUGACCACCGGCGCUUGGCAGCCGUCUCGGCAACACUCGUUCACCGCCAAGAGAUCGUCCAGAAUUUACAGAGAAUUGUGUUCGACAUGGAAUUCACGUGUGGGCUCCCAAAACACGAACGCGCCGGCCCACAGAGUUCAGGCGCUGUUCAACGACUURGGAUUGUACCUGACCUCGGCCCAAGUCGCUGAAAUGAUGCAGUGUGUAAUGAAAUGUGCCAAUAGAAAUUCACCGGUAUACAUGACGUUUGGCGAAUUUUGUUUGUUGGCUAGAAAACUCAAAAACGGUCUGGAUAGAGGGAUACCGAGAUCUGUGCAGUUUUCACGGCUGUUGGAGAAAGAUCAAGAGAAACACAUCAGGGAAAUAAAAAAAUACUCGAGAAGUCCCCACAGCUACGACGUAUUCCUGGGCGGCUCCUGCAAUCCAACUACGUGGCGCAAAGACUUAGCCAUACCGUACCUGCAAGAUGCCGGUGUGUCAUUUUACAAUCCGCAAGUGGACCAUUGGAGCCAAGAUCUAAUCGAAAUYGAACACGCUGCGAAGGARAGUGCAACGAUACUAUUCUACGUGAUCGACAGCCAGACCAGAAACGUGGUUAGUGACAUAGAGACAGCCAACUUUGCCGGUAACCACAACAACUUGGUGCUGGUUAUCCAUCCACAAGACGCGAUUGCCGGGUCGGUGGUCGCCGGCGAGUCCAUCUCUUGUCGUGAAGCAGAAGACAUACGCGAGGCCCUGACAGCGCUCCACAAUAUCGCUGCCCACCAAGGGACGCUGGUGUUCGAUAAUAUACUGGAAGGGUUGAACAAUGUCGUUCAGAUUCUGAAAGACAAAAACCGUCAGAGCAACGAUACCAGCGAAGACAAUACUACGUACCGGAAGAUACGUGAUGCAUUUAACAAGUUCAACGUCGAUGCGCCGGGGGAGAUUAACAUUUCCCAUGUGACAAGGGCUAUCCGACUGUUGGCUAAUCAGAAUCUAUCCGAAAACGAUGUGCUAAAUCUGUCACCCGAACACCGUGACAUCAAAGAUGUUGGAGGAAACCAUCAAAUUUAUUUUACGUUUAACCAAUUUUAUGCUAUUGUUUCUAAAUUUCUACAGUUACCAGACAAGAACAAUCUCAAAAACGGAUUUGAUAUCGGGCACUCAUACCAUUUGAAUGUAGAUAGACCAUUAUACUUGUCACACGAGAGUGUUGAAACAACAAGGUCUUUAAAGACAACAGAUAUUUAUCUAGCUGGAGAAAGCGGCGAUGACAUUCGGUGGAGAGAAGACAUUGCUAUUCCCAUGAUCAAAAAAUCUAAUUUAACAUAUCAUGCAGCAUCCAAAACAGAUCUAUCAGUAUUAUUAGAUGCACGUACUUUGUUAUUUGUAAUUCCAAACAAUUCAAGAUCUUUGGCAACCAUGACACUAGCAGCAUAUAGUAUAGCUAAAGGCUGCAGAAUGGUGUUAUGUAUACAGAAUCUCAGUAACGAUAACUGCACAGUUCGCGGUGAAAAGUUGACACAAACAGCAAUCAACGACUAUAACCGCGGACGGGUUUACCUAGCAGAUUUAGCAUCACGAACACGAGUGCCAGUGUUCGAAUCAAUCAAAGAAGCGGUUGAAAUCGCAGUGCAAAAAAGCUUAUAGCAUAAUAUAUUCUAUUUUAUAAAUUAUAAUGCACAUGGAAAAUAAAGACCAUUUAAUUAUUUUAAAUUACAUGAACAUCAACAGAUGUUCAUAAGCAAAAAUGUUUUUUUAUCCAUAGAUAUUAUUUUAACWUAUAAGUACCAAUUUUUUGAAUUUWAUUUWAUUUUUUUUAACUAACAGCUAAGGAAUUA